Messenger RNA from Notolabrus celidotus (New Zealand spotty), 6930 nucleotides. It is a transcript of the gene zbtb44, whose product is annotated as zinc finger and BTB domain containing 44. Bases 371 to 2398 code for a protein of 675 amino acids. Gene Ontology annotation, molecular function: protein binding. Lineage: Eukaryota; Metazoa; Chordata; Actinopteri; Labriformes; Labridae. The record is from RefSeq and is a predicted model, not a curated record. The transcript is spliced from 6 exons.
UCAUGUGAGACUUCCGGGUUCGUACAGUACCGUGACAGAUGCGCGGUGCAUUGUGGGGAUACAAAUACAGCGCAGAAAGGACAGCAGGGAGCACAAAGGAAUGAAAACAGCACCCUGAAAACUUUAAACUUCAGCCCUUUGUGAUGUGAAUUAACGUGAGCGUCAGUCAGACUGUGAGUUUGGGCGGCUGGCAGGCUGAACGCUGCCUGAGCGAGAGGAAUGUGAGUGUUUGGAGAGAAGCGGCUCGGCGCUCCGCUGUCUCCCUCCAUCGCUGCUGUUUGUCAGCUGAGCUCCAGAGGCCCAGCAGAGACCGCGGGACUCAUCCACAAAGGACCCUUUCCCUGCACACAGUCAGAACCUGGCUCCCACCAUGGGGGUGAAAACAUUCACCCACAGCUCGACCUCCCACAGCCAGGAGAUGCUGGAGAAGCUCAACGCUCUCCGCAACGAGGGCCACCUGUGUGAUGUCACUAUCCGGGUCCAGGACAAGCUCUUCCUGGCCCACAAAGUGGUCCUGGCGUGCUGCAGUGAGUUCUUCCGUACCAAACUGGUGGGCCGGCCGGAGGAGGAGGACAAGUUUGUGCUGGACCUUCAUCAUGUGACCGUCAGUGGCUUCGCUCCUCUGUUGGAAUAUGCUUACACGUCCACUCUGUCCAUCAGCACGGAGAACAUCAUCGAUGUUCUGGCAGCGGCAAGCUACAUGCAGAUGUUUGCUGUGGCGAGUACGUGUUCAGAGUUCAUGAAGUCCAGCAUCCUGUGGGGCCCGGGAAACAACAACAACAACAACAACAUGGCAGCAGAUAAACCGCAUGAAUCAGCACCAGAGAGCGCCUCGUCAAACUGUGCCCUGACGCCGCUGGAUGGCAGCGUGUCGCCCGUUUCUUCUGACUGCAGCGUCAUGGAGAGAAACGUUCCUGUAUGCCGCGAAUCGCGACGAAAACGCAAAACCUUUGUGACAAUGGCGUCGCCCGAGAGUCCGCUCAAAUGCACUACACAGAUGGUCACCACCUCCCCUCAGAUCCCAAACCCCUCCCCUUCUUUCUCAGACAGCACAGCUCAACCCGUGGAGUCCUCUCUGGCCUUCCCGUGGACUUUCCCUUUCGGCAUCGACCGAAGGUUCCACUCAGACAAAUCAAAGCUCCCGGAGAGCCCUCGUUGUUUAGAGCAGGGGGCACCGGGGACCUCGGAGGUGGUGGUAGGUCGGCGGCUCAGUGACUUCCUGACAUGUGAAAGCUCCAAGGUGGUGUCGUCACCAGUGCCGGCGGAGGAGGAAGACGUGAGGGUGAAGGUGGAGCGUCUCAGCGAUGAGGAAGUCCAAGAGGCGUCGUCGCAGCCGGUCAGUGCCUCGCAGAGCUCACUGAGUGACCAGCAGACGGUGCCGGGAAGUGAACAGGUCCAGGAGGAGCUGCUCAUCAGUCCACAGUCCUCUUCGAUAGGGUCCAUGGACGAGGGCGUGUCUGAGGGCUUGCCGUCAAUGCAGAGUUCUUCCACCAGCGGAGGACACGCAGAGGACGAUGAAAGGUUAGAAGGUAUUCAGUACCCUUACCACCUGUACAUCAGCCCCUCAGCCAGGCCCGGCACCAACGGGCCCGACAGGCCGUUCCAGUGUCCGACCUGCGGCGUCAGAUUCACGCGCAUUCAAAACCUGAAGCAGCACAUGCUCAUACACUCCGGCAUUAAGCCUUUCCAGUGUGACCGCUGUGGGAAAAAGUUCACACGGGCCUACUCCUUAAAGAUGCAUCGGCUGAAGCACGAAGGUAAACGCUGUUUCCGGUGCCAGAUUUGUAGCGCCACAUUCACGUCCUUCGGUGAAUAUAAGCACCACAUGAGGGUCUCCCGACACAUAAUCCGCAAGCCGCGGAUUUAUGAGUGCAAAACGUGCGGCGCCAUGUUCACCAACUCUGGCAAUUUAAUUGUACACCUGAGGAGUCUGAACCAUGAGGCAUCCGAACUAGCAAACUACUUCCAGAGCAGUGAUUUCCUCGUGCCCGACUACCUGAGCCAGGUUCAGGAGGAGGAGGAGGCACUGGGAGUCCAGUAUGAGCUGGAGGAGUCCCAACAUCACCCCGUUUACCCGGGCAGCACCUCCACCUCCGCCACCACCGCGGCCUCAUCCUCCUCCUCUGUCCAGAUGCCUGUCAUCUCCCAGGUCUCCUCCUCCACCCAGAAUUGUGAAAACUCCUCUGGCUUCCUCUCACCUGAGCCCCUGGAUCCCCUGGAAGCCCCAUCCUCCCUUAAGAUGGACGUUGACGAGGCUGCGGCCAUGACGGAGGAGACCAAGAUGGACCACAGUGAAGGAGGGAGUUCCCCGGAGGUGUUUGAGGAAGAGCAGCAGCAGCAGCAGCAGCAGCAGCAGCAUGCACAGGCCAAGGAGCUGGCUUCUAUUACCAUCGAGUGAUUCAAGCCUUCUACUUUGCCCAUCAUGUCUUAUGUGCAGUCUCGUCAUAUGGGGACGUGAGAUGGAUGAAAGGGACAGCUGGGACAUGUUUGAACCUCCCGACGUAUUGAAGUCUGAAGACUGCGGCUGCUUGAUGACUUUUGUCCUCGUGCAAAUCAGAUGCAGUUAUUUUCUCUAACCAAACCAAAUCCAGCAAAGUCAGUGAUUUUGUAAUCAAGUAUUCCCAAACUUUCUGGGAACAAUUUUUCAUGCUUCAAGGAUCGGCAGAUUUCAGCGGGUGGAGAGAAGAAUGGGGUCAGAGUAGCUUUGGAAGAAGGUUGUUUUUCCCAUAUGACGUGAAUGCAGCACUAGCUUCAGUCCCUUUUGUCUUAGCUGAUUUGAGGUCUGUUAAGUACAAGCCUUGCCCUACUUUUGGAAAGUGCCUGAGAGUUCCCUUUUUAACAGAGAAGCGUGUCGAGGAAGACGAGGUCGUGACUUUGCCAACGGAGACAAAUCGAGUCUUUGCAAACUGAGCUAAAGAAAAAAUCCUUGUAUUUCAUUUGUUGUGAUUCUGCAGAGACUGUGUUACUCCUUCAGUGCCGUCGCUAUAGGCAAACUGUUUAAUGUCAAUAUUAUCUAUAUUGCAAUAGCUUGUACUGUUUUACUAUUUGAAUGCUGUGUAUGUUGGGUGUUGUGAAAUAUGACAUGUCAGGUGUGUGUAUGUGCAUUUCUUUUUGGAUCUAUAUGAACACAGUACAUUUCAUUUUUCAAUGUUUAAAACUUGAAAUGAUAUUGACAGAGUAUUCCCUUAAGAUGUUUGCGCAGACUGAUUUUAACAUGUUACAAGUUCCUUUCAUUUCCUUAUUGAUGCACUGUUGUGAAAUCAAACCUUGGAUCUCAAACGUUGAACUCUAGGAGUUUAGGAAACCUUAAAGCCAGCACUGAAAACACAUUCAAAUGAAUGAGAACAGAGGACGGAAAUGUACCUUUAAAUUAACAUUUCAAUUUUGAAAUUCAAAGGUUUUCUUACACCUGCAGUGUUAGACUCUCCAAUGAGCUCAAAGAUAUAUUAAUGUAGCAUUUCAGCCCCGUUUGGUUUAGUCCCGUGGUUUUGUGUCAGUUUUAAAUGGUCGUCUUGAUUUCUGUGCUCAAACACUUAAGGAUACAACUUCACUAAGGUACAUUUGAGUCUGUGUUUAGGUUGAAUCCUGACGUGACUGAAACAGAGACUGAUUAGAAGAAGUGGAUGUAGCCUGAUGAUCUGUUGUUGACUUUGUUUUAAAGUCUUACGGGAGGACUUGAAUAGGGAUGGGCAUUUCAAGCCAAAGUACUAUUCGAUAAUCAUCGGCAUCUAUUCAACGAUUAUUCAAAUAGAUCGUCACACACACACACACGUCCCAUUAAUAGCCGUCUGUGUGGCAGUCAUGUUAACCAGCACUGGGACUAGGUGCUGCUAGUAGCGGGCACUGAAUUAAUCCUUUAUGUCGGUGUUUCUGUGACCGGGCGUGGCGUGUGUGUUUACAUUUUACAGCCACGCUCAGUCUCUGGAAAUUCGUGUGCCGUAGUUGGAGAUUUAGAAACGGAGAAAAUAGCUGUGACUGUGGCAAAUGUUUUCUUCUUCUACUGUUACCAUACAGCUUUAAGACGCCCUGUAGCCACCAUCUGGCGGGAACACCGUAUUGCAACCAGGCACCGGUAAAAAAACGAGGAAAAAUUGCACUUUUAAAAUGAGAAAAUAUUUGAAGUAAUUCGUCGUGAACGAAUAUUUGAUUGUUCGAAUGUUCGAAAAUCAUUGCCCAUCCCUAGACCUGAAUCAGUUGAGGCAGUAUGCAUGGUGGAGAAAUGACUGAUGGGGUAAUAAUUCGACUGAACCAACAAUGAUUCAUUGGCUUCUUUCUUAAUCCGACAGGCUACAUCCCCUUCUUAUAUGAAGUCAGAGGUGAUAACCCGGUGACAUCACGUUAUAACCAGCACCCUGUCUGUUUUUCUCUCACCUCAGUUGUCACAAAGGGAAGAACUCCAUCGUGAAACAGUCCCAGAUGAGAGUUUAUAAAACAGGUGUGCGUCCGAUGCACGACGCGAUGAAAGCAGUCACAACAGGUUACCUGACAGUCCGGUGUUAUGUGAUAACAUUGCUUUAAAAGCAUAAAGGUGAUUGCUAAUGUGUGAAUGCAAAUACUGUGAGUUAUUUUAGAUGAUGAAUAUAUUAUAAUCUGACAGAGCUUUUAUCCUCCACCUGAAACUGAUAACAUAGUUUGACAGAUGAAUCUACUAAUUUCAUUUCUUUACGUCGCUUUGAGUCUGAUCUCCAGCCCCCUGUUACCUGUGUUGUGCCAACAUGGUUGUAAUUUUGUACUUGGACAUUGUUGUGCCUGUAUUUCUGACGAGAUAAUGACGCUCACGGCGGCGCUCCGUGAGUUGAAUGCUACUGACUGUGACUUUGGUUUUCUUGUUCAGUGAAAUCUUUAUUUUUCCCCCCUGACAGUAGUGCACACAGACGAAGUGAAGGAUAAUCACAGCAGGAUGUGAGACCUCAUAUACAGGGUUGAUUGUAAAUGUAAAGGUGAAUCGUUGCUGUGGUGAGGGCAUCGAUAUGACCCUGUCGUCAUCACUGAAAUUCACUGAGAGCUGUCUUAAUUAGAGCCUGACCGAUAAACCCGUCAGCUGAUGUUAUUGAGCGGAUAUCGGCCUGUCCCAGAUUUCUCACAGUGUGUUACCGAUUUGUGAUCGUCUUAUAAUCAUUUACAGAACACAAAAAGCAGAAAAUAGUGCUCGGGUUGAUGCAACAGAUCUCUCAGCGCUGUCUGAAGCACAUGUAGCAGAGCGUCACUGCUGAGCAGACUAAUUGGUUGAACAUAUUUGAGAUUGAUUUGCUUUUAUUUUGAAAGUCUUGUUCCUAAACCAGCUGUUUGAAUCAAAAAAGAAAACAAGAUGAGUAAUCCACCUUGACACGGUCUCAUUUCAAGGAUAAGGAUUGUUUUCUCCUCUUGAACCUGCAUCAGUCUCCCGUAUCGGUCAGGCUCUGGUCUUAAUACGAGUUUGUAUCAGCCUGUGACUUCCUGUACGUCACUGUCUCUAAAUUGUGCCAUCUUGCCCUUUUCUCUCUCCGGGUACUAAUCAUGCUUUUUCCUGAAGGACCAAAUGUUCUCUAUCUUAUUGGGGAUUUGCCAUGGCAAUCAGUAAUUGCACAUAAAAGAAGAAAGAGAUAAUCAUUUUAAGUGGUCCAUGCUAUUUAGCAGAGGGGUCCUGCUGUUCUUUGCCCCUUAAAACACUGUAUGAUGUUGUGCAUUUAAGAGGCUAGCCUUAGUAUGUGGACCUAUUAACUCUAGUUGCACAGUAUCAAAAUUUUAAGAAAGGUUUUUUCUAUUCUCCAUUUGUAAGUCAUGCUUUUUCAUCUGUUGUGUUCAGAGUCCGUAUAAAAAAAAGAGGUUUUUAUAAUGAAAUGCUGCUGUUCGUCCAAACGCAAAAGUGCCCAAAAUAUUUUUGUGAAACAAUGGUGUGCAAUAAAUGGACAGGUUUGUCGUUUUCAAAGGUUUAUUUCUGUUUUUUUUGGAAUGAUGAAUUAUAUAAAAAAAGAAUGUAGAACUUUUGUUUUAUCAAAUGUGACUGAAGGUGAAUCAAAUCGGCGAGGACCCCAUUUGAUCUGUGAAUCGAGGAACACAAAGCUUGGAUGGUUCUAUUCAGCUCCUUUCUGUUUGUUUGGAAAGUUGCAUGUUCAUAUCGUUCUGUGAAGUGGAGAGCAUGUCUUCAGUUGGCGAUGCGUUUUCUGUCAAGGCCUUAUUUGUCGAUGACUCUUCAUCCGGCGUAGCUUCGAUCUGUCCUUCAGCAUGCCUUCUUCUUUUCUGUACGUUAUCCCUUUUUAUGUGCAAUGUUUUCAGAUAUCUUGAUUAUAUACAGGACAUGCCUUUUCAAUGUACACUCGAUGUUGUAUAUGUUUCCAGUCCUUAUUUAAAGUAGGAAAAUAUAAGACAAAAAAACACGGUAGCUCUUCAUAACUGCAUAUAUCUAUUUUUGGUGACUUUUGUAUGAUGGUUGCUGUUUCAUGGCAUCUUUGGAUAUUCUUGUUAAAUGUGAAUAGAACAGCUUAGUUUGGGAGUAUGGGGGGCCUUGGUAGUCUUCACUUUGUGACUGUCUGCAGUAUGUGUAUAUAUAUAAAUAUACAGUAUAUACACUCAUACUAUGUUGCAUAUUCUUUAUACUGUAGGCUACUUGACUACAACCUGCUUUGAGACAGAUGUUGUAUUUUGUGUCUUUGAUACUGUAUUUAAACUGUUGUUUGGAGAAACUGUACAAAAACAUCCCAGAUUAAAAUAAUGCAACCUGCUCAUCGUGUAUAGGGAGAACAGACGUUCGUGGUGUUGAGUGUUUUAACUGGAUCAUAUUCCACAGUUGGCUGUUAAAAACUGACAAAGACCACUCUGUAUUUUAGAGUUUAUGGUUGUUCUGAAUCUUUACUAGUGUUCUGGCUUUGCAGUCCUGUUGUUAUUAAAAAGAGUCGUUUUUGUAAAAGUAUAACAUGUAAAUAAAAAAGCCUAAGUCAGAAGAAGUCUAAA